This is a messenger RNA of Poecile atricapillus (Black-capped chickadee), 3387 nucleotides long. RefSeq names its product NUAK family SNF1-like kinase 1. Gene Ontology annotation, biological process: microtubule cytoskeleton organization; protein phosphorylation; intracellular signal transduction. The transcript is spliced from 7 exons. The coding region runs from base 64 to 2115 and encodes 683 amino acids. Gene Ontology annotation, cellular component: cytoplasm. Gene Ontology annotation, molecular function: ATP binding; tau-protein kinase activity; protein serine/threonine kinase activity. The record is from RefSeq and is a predicted model, not a curated record. Lineage: Eukaryota; Metazoa; Chordata; Aves; Passeriformes; Paridae.
CGGGGCCGAGGCAGAGGCGGCGAGGCCGGCGGGGCGCUCACACCGCGCCCGCCGCCGCCGGGCAUGGAGGGCGCCGAGGCGGCCGCCCGCGGCAGCAGCAGCUCCAGCCCCGCGCAGCCCCGCUGCUCCUCCUGCGGGCCCGGCCCGCCCGGCGGCGGCGGCGAGGCGGCAGCGGCGGCGGCGGCGGCCAUGGAGGAGCCGGUCGGGGCGGCUCCGUCCCCGGAGGUAACGGCGGCGAGGAAGCAGCAGGGGGUGAAACGGCAUCACCACAAGCACAAUCUGAAGCAUCGCUACGAGCUGCAGGAGACCUUGGGCAAAGGCACCUAUGGCAAAGUGAAGCGGGCCAUCGAGAGGUUCUCUGGCAGAGUGGUUGCAAUAAAAUCCAUUCGUAAGGACAAAAUUAAGGAUGAACAAGAUAUGGUUCACAUCAGACGGGAGAUUGAGAUCAUGUCAUCCCUCAGCCACCCUCAUAUCAUCACCAUAUAUGAAGUGUUUGAAAAUAAAGAUAAGAUUGUGAUCAUCAUGGAGUAUGCAAGUAAAGGAGAGUUGUAUGAUUACAUCAGUGAGAGGCGGCGAUUAAGCGAAAGAGAGACAAGACACUUCUUCCGACAAAUAGUCUCUGCUGUGCAUUACUGCCACAAGAAUGGUGUUGUCCACAGGGACCUAAAAUUGGAAAACAUUCUUCUUGAUGACAAUUUUAAUAUUAAGAUUGCUGAUUUUGGACUCUCCAACCUUUAUCAUAAAGACAAGUUUCUGCAAACCUUUUGUGGAAGCCCACUGUAUGCUUCCCCUGAAAUAGUUAAUGGACGGCCUUACAGAGGCCCAGAGGUUGACAGCUGGGCCCUUGGUGUAUUGCUUUACACUCUGGUUUAUGGAACGAUGCCCUUUGAUGGCUUUGAUCAUAAAAAUCUCAUCAGGCAGAUCAGCAGUGGAGAAUAUCGUGAGCCAACACAGACCUCAGAUGCUCGUGGUCUUAUCAGGUGGAUGCUGAUGGUGAACCCUGAACGCCGAGCUACAAUUGAAGACAUUGCCAACCACUGGUGGGUUAACUGGGGCUACAAAAGCAGUGUCUGUGACUGUGAUGCCAUGAGGGAAUCCGAGUCCCCACUGCUGGCAAGGUUCAUUGAUUGGCAUCACCGUUCUACUGGCCUCCAACCAGAAACUGAUACCAAAAUCAAGUGCCUUUCUAAGCCCAAAGGUCCUGAAGUCACACUAGAGAGACAAAGGUCUCUGAAAAAAUCAAAAAAGGAAAAUGACAUUUCACAGUCCAUCCAGGAAGGAGGAGCUGAAAAUGCAACCAGACUGACCUCCAAGAGACCCAAAGGCAUCCUGAAGAAAAGGAGCAACAGUGAACAUCGCUCUCACAGUGCAGGUUUCAUUGAAGGAGUUGUCAGCCCAGUGUUACCCUCUGCUUUUAAGCUGGAGCAAGAGUUGUGCAGGACUGGUGUGGCCAUUAAAGGUGUUGUGGAGGGAGAGGUAGCUGGUAAAUAUGGCACUAAGCAGUCUUCACUAAUGCCAAAAAAAGGAAUCUUAAAGAAGACUCAGCAGAGGGAGUCUGGCUAUUACUCCUCUCCAGAAAGAAGCGAAUCUUCUGAACUCUUGGACAAUACUGAUGAGACAGUAAACGGUGACACUUCUCCAGGGGUUGCAGAGCCAUCCAGAAAUGGGUCUUACAGCCAUUCCUGCAGGCGUAAGGGCAUCUUGAAACAUAACAGCAAGUAUUCUAGCAACAACACUGAACCUGCUUUGAUUAGCCCUGACACACCAACGCUGGAGGCCAUGGAAGAAAUGGUCUUGCCUGGGGACGCAUUACCUCGAAGUUACAGUCGCCCUUCCAGCGUAAUUAGUGAUGAUAGUAUUUUGUCCAGUGACUCAUUUGAUUUGCUGGAUUUGCAAGAGAACAGGCCAAACAGGCAGAGAAUACGGAGCUGUGUCUCUGCUGAAAAUUUCCUCCAGAUCCAAGACUUUGAAGGACUUCAGAACCGCCCACGGCCACAGUAUCUAAAGCGAUACCGCAACCGUCUGGGGGACAGCAGUUUUUCUCUUCUCACAGACAUGGAUGAUGUGACUCAGGUCUACAAGAAAGCCCUAGAGAUCUGCAACAAGCUCAACUAGCAGAGGGAAGAUGGAAAAGGGAGGGAAGGGAGUUAUUCUGUGUACCUUUAUGAUGGAGUAAGCCAGGUCACUGAUUUGCUGACAAUGGUAGGGUUUGAUUCAGAGGAGCUGACUGUACCUAUUUAGCUGAACUCCGAGUAAAGUUGCCCCAAAGCCAUCUCACACUUCUCUAAUUUUGUGCCCUCAAAAUAUUACCUACCUGACCAGAGAAAAGCCUUUGGUCUUUGUAUCUGUGAUGAAAGCACAUCAGGAGCUAGCAGACAAGCAUCAAGAUUUGAUGGCUCAAAGUCAAAGCUAGUCAGAAUUAAAACUGGAAGUGAGUGACACAUGAUUUGAGAAGUUUGUAAUUAAUAUUCGGUAAGCUUUAUUAAGAGAUGAACUGAAUUAUUCAAGUCAGAUUUGGAUGCCUUUUAGAACAAGAGGCUUUAUUUCCCUCUGAAGUUAUUUGUCUGGGUACAGUGAUUGCACAGUGGGAAUAUUUGGCUUGCAUUAUGCAUGACACCUGGCUAGGUGGUCACCAUGGUCCCUUCCACUAGAGUGACCUGAGAGGUUCUGAACAUCUUCUAAGAUAAUCUGAGAGACUUGCCCCAGAAAAACCUCAUGAGGUGUUUGUGGACAAGCAAUGGAACAGGCAUUCAUAUCUGAACCUCCCAUAGUGUCCAUAGCCAUUGCUCUUCAGUGAGUAGAAAGUUCUAAAGUUGUUUCCAACUACCAGCAAAAGCAGAACCACAGAAAUGAUAAUGGCAACUGGAAGGAAUGCGUGUUACCAGCAGCUAAGUGAAUUUCUAAGGCAUUUCAACCCAUAUGUUCAAUCUGUGACUCUUUCAAAAUGGCCAGCCAAAUGAGUGCCCAGACAAAGAUGGAUCUGACAAAGAUUCUCAAGGGUUAACUGACCCUCCAGUCUAGAGUUCAGUCACUGUCAGCAAAUGGUGCCACCUUGCUGCUAGCUUGUAGUAUUAGGGGGUGACAGUAGUUUGCAAUCAGAAUGUUAGGUAAGGAAAAGGUUGUGGAAUGUAGGAAAUGGAUAGAGGUCAGAAAGUUAGUGGGAAGAUGCCUUUCUGCAAAUGAAAAUGUUUCUAGGUUGGUGGUAAUGGAGCAGAAAGAAUUGAGUGAUGAAAUGAUAAUGGUAGAUUUAAUAACAGUUAGUUAGCAUAAAGCUGUGGGCCUGCCUCUAUUUAGUGUAGCUGGUACUGAGUGUGCAAUGAUACCAGUUUGAAAAAAAAAAGGAUAUGUGUUUGUGUUCACAGACAUAUCCAGCUAUCCAGACCGAAG